Molecule: messenger RNA, 2560 nt
Organism: Erythranthe guttata (spotted monkey flower)
Lineage: Eukaryota; Viridiplantae; Streptophyta; Magnoliopsida; Lamiales; Phrymaceae
Product: KH domain-containing protein HEN4
Molecular function (GO): RNA binding
Source: RefSeq, a predicted model, not a curated record
GGGCUUGAAUAUAGGAGGAGAUCCAUAUCUUUUCAGUUUCCUCCUCUAUAAUGUAUACAUGAAUAUCUUUUUACUUUUAUUAUUAAAUUAAAUUUAAGGAAAAUAAAUAAAUAAAAAAGGGAAAUAAAAAACCUGCAACUAAUAAAUCCCAAUUGUUUCGCUGUGUACGGAUUCUAUAUUGUUUCUCUCUUUUAUCUUCUUCUUCUUCUUCCCCACCGAGAAAAAACACAGUGUACAUCCAUGGUGAUAAACACAGAUUAGCAAUACUCAUAACUAAAGCACUUGGAUUUUUCAUUCAAAAAGCAGAAUGAAAAAUUCCGUCCUCUUUCCUCCAAUAAAAACCCCUAUCCCCACUACUUCCACCACCGAUAACGCCGCCCAUCCCUCCACCUCCGCCGCCGUCAACGGCGGAGCUUCCGUGAGACGCUCCAAGCCGCCGCAGCCGCCGCUAUUUGUCCCCCCAGGGCAUGUGGUCUUCCGCCUGCUCUGCCACACAUCUCGCAUCGGCGGGGUGAUUGGAAAAUCCGGCUCCAUCAUCAAGCAACUCCAGCAACUCACCAACUCCAGAAUCCGGGUCGAGGACCCGACCGAAUCCGGCGACCACCGCGUCAUCAGCGUCGUCUCCUCCCCCGCCGUCGUCAACAAAAUCAAAAUCUCCGACGAAGAAGAUGAGAGCAAUGGGGGUUCUGCCAUUGGCGGCGGAGUAGAUGAGGAGUGGUUCGAAGUGUCGGCGGCGCAGGAGGGCAUACUCAGGGUUUUCGAGAGGGUGGUGGAGGUGGCGGCGGCGGAGGGGGACUCCGUUGAAAGGAUCGGAGGAGGGGUCUUAUGUCAGCUUCUGGUGUGGCAAAACCAGGCCGGAGCUGUUAUCGGAAAAGGUGGGAAGGUGGUUGAGAAAAUCAGGAAAGACACUGGAUGCAGAAUCAAGGUUGUGGCAUUGGAGAAGUUUCCGUCCGGUUCGAUGCCCACCGAAGAAAUCGUGGAGAUCGAAGGUAAUCUUUCGUCUGUCAAGAGAGCACUAGUGCUCAUCACUUCCCGCCUCCAAGAUUUUCAACCGCCCGAGAAAACAACAACAACAUAUGGGAGCAGCAGACACUUGGAAGAACAGUCACCGCCUAUGCCAGCUGUCGAUCGAAGAUCGAUGCAGCCACCCAUGCCUUCGGUUGACCAACCCUCGUCAUUAGAUUCCGAGAGAGUCUCCAACGUAAACCCAACAAGACCACAGAGAGAAGUGUCUUUCAAGAUACUCUGCCCGAACGAACAAGUUGGCAGCAUAAUCGGAAAGGGAGGAUCCGUUAUCAAGGCCCUCCAAUUCAGAACCGGUGCUUCUAUAAUUAUCGGUCCCGCAGUAGCAGAAUGUGACGAACGAUAUAUAACCAUUUCUUCAAUGGAGAGUGUGGAAUCGGAAUACUCGCCCGCGCAACAUGCUACUGUUCUUGUGUUCAAAAGGUCUGUUGAAGCUGCUGGUUCUUUGAACGGAUUUGAUUCACAUUCGAAAGGAUCAAAUGUAACAGCUCGAAUUCUCGUACAGUCGAACCAAGUUGGUUGUUUGUUGGGAAAAGGAGGUGCGAUAAUUUCGGAGAUGAGAAAGUUGACUGGUGCUGGACUAAAGAUAAUCGGAGGCAAUCAAGUUCCAAAAUGUGCCUUGGAAAACGUUGAAGUUCUACAGAUUACGGGAGAGUUUGGACAAGUACAAGAUGCUCUGUAUAAGAUGACCGGCAAAUUGCGAGAUAACAUGUUUUGGAACUGUAAUAAUUCUUGGACGAGUGAGAAUAAUAGUUCCUAUGGCAGAACAAUACGGGACCCACCUCCUCCUCUUGGAUCACGUUUUGGUGCCUUGGAAAAAAAUCUCAAUAAUCAGAAUUCCUUAACCCAAAGUAUGGAUCGUCUUCGAAUUUCCAAUAAUAUAAAUCCGCCACCAUCUCCAAGUUUAUCGACAGUUUCUGGAGUAAAUCAGGGCAGUAUGGAUGUUAGCAGAAGAUUACAUGCCGUUACACAACUAGGCAGUGGAAGCAGAUCCCCGAUUGUGACGAAUACGACUGUAGAGAUUCUUGUCCCUGAUACUGUGAUUGGAUCCGUUUACGGCGAAAACGGUAGCAAUUUGGCUCGACUGCGACAGAUAUCUGGAGCGAAGGUUGUAAUACACGAUCCUCAUCCAGGAACAACUCAGAGAAUCGUAGUUAUAUCUGGUACACCCGAUGAAACACAAGUAGCACAGAGCCUGCUCCAAGCUUUUGUACUUUCUGGAUCGUAAUUCGUACCGAAGAAUAUAUAUGUAUGAAAUUCUUCCGAUUUUCCCUUAAUUUUUUGUUUUUCGGAAUUUCCUGGCCAUCUUCUAAAAGAGGGGGUGGGACCGCCGGGAAAGGUGCCUUAAGGGGUGAUCAAUAACUUUAUUACAUCAUUAAGUCCGGUUUAUCCAUACGUAAACUGCUGUAAUGACUCUAGAUUAGGGGUCCUAAUUAUAUUUUCCGUAGCAUUUUUUUUAGCACGUUGAGAUGUUACCACAAGAUCGAACCUUUGGGACGAAGCUCCAAUUUGUCUAAUUCCUUGAGUAGAUACAAAA